CACCUCCACUCAUCAAACUACUGUCACAGAGCUAGUACUAGUAGUCAUACUACUUAUACUUCCUGCAUCGCUCUGGACAACACCGAGAUUCACUCCCAUUACUACCACCUACUACACCUACUACCACCACUUACUACUACUGAUAACACCUCUUCUCACCAUGUAUCCCUUUCUUCCCUGGAGUCAGAACCAGUCUAGUGUUCGCUCCUCUCUGAGCGAAGCCACCACUAGCACCCAGAAUGUCUCCUUCAGCUUCAGCUUCGGCAGCUCUUGCUCACCUACUUCGAUGCCGCCUCCCCCACCACCUUCUCCCACUGAUUCCUUGCUCGACAUCACUCCUCGCAAAUGCUCCUUUUCUAGCGGCUAUGAGAUGAACAACUCGUGCGCAUUCCCAUCUUGGCCCAACCGCCCUUCUCUGCUGAGUGCAGACUCAGAGGGCUCCAGUGCCAGCGCCUACCUUUCCGACGAAGAUCUCCUCCCCAUCGGCUCUGGAUCCCCCUGCGAGAGUGCGAUCGACGAAGAAUCCGCCGCGCAGGACCCGACCAUGGGAGACGUUGACCUGACCACCGAGCAGCAGAUCCAGAUGAUUCGCGCCGCAGCGGAAGAAGAAGCGCAGCGCGCGCGUUUCCUUGCUCAGGUGCAGGCCCAUGCGAGAGCACAGCAGGCCAUGCGGGUGGCACAGAUGGCAGCGGCAGAGCGCGAGAACGCAAAGCGCAAGAAGCGCAAGGCCAUCCCCGAGAGGAAGCGGCGGACCGCAUCAGCUUCGAAAGCCACCGUCUGCCGCGCCUAAGAGACACCGAAAAGGGUGUCAUCUUCUCUUUACUUUUUUUUCCUUUGUUGUAACACCAAUACGCCAAACCAUCUACUCGCGCAUGUCAUGAUACCCCACGACUUCGUCACCCCACGCCAACAUUUUGGUCCGAUUUA
Messenger RNA from Aspergillus costaricaensis CBS 115574, 927 nucleotides. RefSeq lists its product as uncharacterized. The transcript has a single exon. The record is from RefSeq and is a predicted model, not a curated record. Lineage: Eukaryota; Fungi; Ascomycota; Eurotiomycetes; Eurotiales; Aspergillaceae. Bases 161 to 790 code for a protein of 209 amino acids.